AUGUAUUCCGUUACCUAUUGGAUUCGUCUUUGGAAUGAUCUUUUUGAAGAAGUUAAUAAGUUUCAUUUUGACAAUGAACCGAAAUUUGAAAGGUCACAAUUUAGCAACUUCUCGUCUUGUAUUAAUGAAGAGGAUAUUCGCAAUGCUUUUUAUAGCAAUAUUUGUCAAGUUUUAAACGUUCUUUUGCCAGACUAUGAAUUUUCGAGACAACCAGUUCUUAUCGCUGGUAUACCGGACUUUUCUGCUAUAUUUGCUGCAUUUGAAUUUAUCGCACCAAUCGAGAUUAAGAGAGAGCACGUUUUACAAUUGUUACUAUUAGAUGGUGAACAAACAUUUCUGUAUUUUGAUAACAAAUGA
This is a messenger RNA of Funneliformis mosseae, 357 nucleotides long. The record is from the annotation of a GenBank genome assembly. NCBI's taxonomy places the organism in Eukaryota, Fungi, Glomeromycota, Glomeromycetes, Glomerales, Glomeraceae.